Blumeria graminis f. sp. triticale is the source of this 1947-nucleotide messenger RNA. NCBI's taxonomy places the organism in Eukaryota, Fungi, Ascomycota, Leotiomycetes, Helotiales, Erysiphaceae. The record is from the annotation of a GenBank genome assembly.
AUGGGUCUACUAGCGAUCGGAACGCCCCUCGAAUGGGUAGAAGCCCAACAUAAGGCAGACCAGGUCCGGCGAUGGGGUGUCGAGCAACUACUAUCCAUGUGGAACAAGGCCAAGUCCAGGGAGAAUGACGCUCUGCUCUGGGGCGACGAAGUCGAAUACCUCGUUGUUGACUACAAAGACGAUGACCCGCGCGUGACCCUUUCACUGCGUCAGGCUGAAAUUCUAGAGGCCCUCGCUGCGCACUCAGAUCCAAAUGGGAACGCCCAUGACCCGACCGACUCGGCUUCAGAGAGCCACGAGAGGACGAUCGCGCCACCCAUCUUCCACCCCGAAUUCGGCCGCUUCAUGUUGGAAUCAACGCCGGGCAAGCCCUGGGGUAGUAACCUCAAUGAUCUCCUCGACGUCGAGCCCAGCAUGAGGCUAAGACGCAAGAUGGCCAAGCAACACUUGCUUCCUCACGAGUUCCCUCUCACCCUCACCAAUUUCCCUCGCCUAGGCAGCCCUGGCAUCACAACUACGCCCUAUUAUCCCGUCUCGGGUGAGCGACUGCGCUCGCAGUUUGUCCCCGACGAAAUCGCCAAUCCGCACAUUCGCUUCCCCACCCUAGCCGCCAACAUUCGUGCACGCCGCGGCCGCAAAGUGCAGAUCAAUGUGCCCGUUUACCGAGAUACGCAGACGCCGUGGCCCUGGAAGGAUCCGACCGUUGACUACGACCUCCAUCGCUGGCCUGAGGAUGACGACGUACGCCAAGGUGCGGCGCCGGUCAACUUCAUUCACAUGGAUGCUAUGGCCUUUGGUAUGGGCACUUGCUGUCUGCAAAUCACCUUUCAGGCAAGAGAUCUCGGUGAAUCCCGACUCUUGUACGACCAGCUCAGUCCCUUGGCUCCUAUUUUUCUCGCACUAACAGCGGCAACACCCAUCUAUAAAGGGUUCCUCGCCGAUACUGACGUCCGCUGGAACCAAAUUGGAGCCUCUGUCGAUGAUCGAACGCGCGAAGAGCUCGGCGAAGAGCCUCUGCAGCAGAAUCGCCGGCGAAUCCCCAAAUCGCGCUACGCCGCCAACUCUACCUACAUUGCUCAAGAUGCUCGCCUGCGCUCCGAGUAUAUGGAUCCCGACCUCCCCUUCGACCCAGCAGUUCAGCAGGCCUUGCUAGCCGGCGGCAUGGAUGUGCGUCUCGCCACCCACUUUGCCCACCUCUUCAUCCGAGAUCCCCUCGUCGUUUUUGCCGAAGAUCUCGAGAGCCUCAAUCUUGCGGCCGCCGAUCACUUCGAGAAUCUGCAGUCGACGAACUGGCAGCAUGUCCGCUUCAAGCCGCCGCCGCCGGCCUCUAAUGAGAUGGGCUGGCGCGUCGAGUUUCGACCCAUGGAAGUGCAGCUGACAGAUUUCGAGAAUGCUGCCUUUACUGUCUUCAUCGUUCUCCUUACCCGCGCCAUCCUCAGCUUCAAUCUCAAUUUCUACCUACCCAUAGCUCGCACCGAUGAAAACAUGGAGACGGCGCACGCCCGCAAUGCCGUCACCAGUCGACAAUUUUACUUUCGUCGGAAUCCCGUAUCCUUGCCAGAUUCGGCCGCUGCGCUACCGUUGCCCAUUGAAUCUGAAUAUCGCCUCAUGAGUAUUGACGAGAUUAUUAACGGCAGCAGUAAAAAGUCACCCGCCGCCUUUCCCGGUCUCCUACCGCUCGUCGAGACCUAUCUUGCCAACCGUAACGUCGACGUCACUACGAGCUGUCAGCUAAGAGCCUAUUUCAAUCUCAUUCGCGAUCGCGCCAAUGGUCGGCUCUGGACGGCAGCGCACUGGAUGCGUAGUUUUGUCCAGUCUCACGCUGCCUAUACCAGCGACAGCGUCGUAAGUGAAGUUAUCACGCACGAUCUUGUCCAGGCUGUGUUGGCGCUUGAGACGGGUCCGACUAGCGCUGUCCCGAAUCGGGACCGCUUCCUGCCUACAUGA